AUGGGCAAAAGAAAGCGCGGCCAUCCCGACGUCGAGGAAAUCCUCUCCCGACCGUGGUGCUACUACUGCGAGCGUGAUUUCGAAGAUCUGAAGCUCCUGAUCUCUCACCAAAAGGCCAAACAUUUCAAAUGCGACCGAUGUGGCAGGCGAUUGAACACCGCGGGAGGUCUUUCCGUCCAUUUGAACCAGGUGCACAAGGAGACGCUCAGCCAAGUCGAGAAUGCACUUCCCAACAGGCAGGGACUCGAGGUCGAGAUUUUUGGCAUGGAGGGUAUUCCACAAGAGGUUCUCGAGCAGCACCGAAACAGAAUCAUUCAGAACUUUUACCAGGCGCAAGAAGAUCGCAGAAUCGCGACUGGAAAUCCGCCGCCCGGCCAAUCCAAGAACCCGAGAAAGAAGAUCAAGAUUGAGACGGCAGAAGAACUGCUCAAGAGAUUUGCCGAGUACCGAGCUCAGCGGAAAGCGGGAGCAGCAAACGGUGGCGUUAUGGAGGGUGUCGUACAGACAGGCGCUUCGUUUCCUCAACAGGGAUUCAACCAGCCUAGUUUCCCUGGACAGCAGCCACAUGCUCCCUACAACUUUUCCUCAGAUUCUCUCCCUGCGCGGCCUUCAGCAAAUGUGGUCGGCGCGCCGGGUCUGCCCCAGCGACCCACACAACCCGGCUUCUGGAACGCCUCAGCUCAAGGGGCUGCUGCUUCUGGCGAUGAGAUUGAUCAGCUGAUUCGUAUGGCCGAAGCUGGCGUGAAGCCGCAGAGGAAGGAAGACGGCGAGGAGGCAGGCGAGGGCAAGAGCAAGAAGGAAAAGAAGGGUCGGAUGAUUUACGACGAUGCCGAGUUCAGUCCCGAGGAGAAGAUGGCGGCUUUACCACGCUACGCCUAUACACCGCCGGCCUCUGCGCACCGACGGCCAAUUGAGAUCUGGAACACCUUCAAGCCGAAUACUUUACAUGCAGCGGAAUACCUACAUCGACGCUACGCUCGCUGGAACAGAGGCCAGCGUUGGACACAGCAAAUGGAUAUCAUGGCCGACGACUCAGACGCUGGACAGUCGUCCAUCACAGUGGCCGUCCGAGUGCGGCCCUUUACCAUCCGAGAAGCAGCUCAACUGCAGCGAAACGACGAUGGCACCAUCUUCCUGGGCGACGGCUCUUUUGCUUCGGCACCGACGCCAAAGCUUCACCAGCGAGGCAUCAGAAACGUCAUCAAGGUUAUUGAUGAACGCUGCCUAAUAUUCGAUCCCCCAGAAGACAGCCCCGUCCAGAAAUUCUCCCGAACCGUCAUCCCGACCACGAAAAAAGUGAAAGAUCAAGUGUUUGCCUUUGAUCGAGUCUUUGAUGACAUGACGACGCAGGCCGAGGUCUACGAGGGAACCACACGAGCCUUGCUCGACAGCGUGCUGGAUGGAUACAAUGCAACCGUCUUUGCCUACGGCGCCACGGGCUGCGGCAAAACGCAUACAAUUACCGGCACGGCGCAGCAUCCUGGCAUAAUCUUCUUGACAAUGCAGGAAUUGUUUGAGAAGAUUGACGAGCGCAGCCAGGAGAAGCAGACCGAGCUGACUCUGAGCUACCUGGAGAUUUACAACGAGACGAUUCGCGAUUUGCUCGUGCCCGGCGGGAGUAAGGUGGGCUUGGCUCUUCGUGAGGACAGCAACCAGGCGGUCGUCGUGCCCGGAUUGACCAGCCACCGCCCUCGAGAUGUCCAGGAAGUCAUGGAUAUGAUUAUCCAGGGAAACGAGUACCGAACUGUAUCACCAACCGCAGCAAACGCAACGUCCUCGCGAUCGCACGCCGUGCUACAGAUCAACAUUGCGCAAAAAGACAGGAAUGCUGAUGUCAACGAGCCUCACACAAUGGCGACCCUGAGCAUCAUCGAUUUAGCCGGCUCUGAGCGUGCUUCGGUCACCAAAAACCGCGGUGAGCGCCUUACAGAGGGCGCCAACAUCAACAAAUCGCUUCUUGCCCUUGGAGGCUGCAUCAACGCUCUCUGUGACAAGGCAGGAAAGGCGCACGUCCCAUACCGCAACAGCAAGCUCACACGACUCCUCAAAUUCUCCUUGGGCGGUAACUGCAAGACCGUCAUGAUUGUCUGUGUCUCGCCAUCAAGCGCCCACUACGAUGAAACCCAAAAUACCCUGCGAUAUGCGAACCGGGCCAAGAAUAUCCAAACAAAGGUCACUCGCAAUGUUUUCAAUGUCAACCGCCACGUGAAAGACUUCCUGAUCAAGAUUGACGAGCAAAUGGCCCUGAUUAAUGAACUGAGAUCACAGCAGAGAGAUUCUGAGAAAGUGAAUUUCGCCAAAUUCCGAAAACAGUACGAAAAACGAGAUGCCAUUGCAAAAGAGGCCACUCUGAGACUUCGAGCUGCAUAUGACAAUGCAGGUGCAGAGCGUCAGGAGUGCAUUGUCACCAUGAGAAAAAUGAAACACUUUGAGAGGCGCAUUAGCCUGCUGUCUGCGUGGAUUGCGGCCUUUGAGACUGUUGCCAGCCGGAAAGAAGGCGAAGGGGAAAUGCUGCAAGGACUUCAAGCUAUACGAAGGACUGCCGAUGGAGUCUUACUCGAGCUGGAAAACAGCAGAUAUCAUUGCCAUCAAAGGCUAGAAAAGUCGACAUGGGAACGCCACCUCGAUACAGCCUUGGCUCAUGGCGUCAAUCAGCUGGAACAGGCUGAAGGCGCCGACACCGGCGAAAUCGACUCCUUGACGCGCGAAGCUGAGCUUCUAAAAGCCAACUCUAGUCGCGAAGCCUACCAGGAGGUUUUGGAACAAGAAAAGGCGGGAGAUGCCGCGAUGAUGCAAGUCCUUCUCACAGCCCAGUUCGAAAUGAUGUCUUCCCUUUCUUCGGUCAUGUCAAUGGACGAAGAGAGUGCUGUGGAACAUGCCAAGGACGUCAUUUCUCGCCUACUCCAAGAUGGACUCACGGCUGCCUCCCAGGUAGUCAAACCCGACGGCACCUUGCCUGUUGUACCGGAUGCUCUUCCGCCGAGAAGAACCCUGAGGAAGAGGAAGUCUUUGUCUGCCUAUAGGCCUGUUGCACCCCCGGCUAUUGUGGCCGUGCAAAACGAGCACGUGUUUGCAACUCCCAUGAAGUCAACGCCGAGGCGGCGUAAGGCCCUCGGCAUGCCGAAGAAGGGAGUCAGCUUCACACCCGUCAAACGAGCUACCAAGAGUCGAGGGGUCCGUUGGAGGGACGACGAGACGGAAGAUGGAACGCUGGAAGACUUUGAGAAGACGCCGCAGAAGCUAUUCAGCUCCUCCCCUCCCGCACAGCCGUCGCCAGCUGUUAAGAGCAAGAUUCCCUCUCCGCCGUCUCAGUCCAACAGCAUGACUAAGGAUGAUGCUUCGAAAGACGACACGAUGAGUCCCGACUCCGACACGCCGAGUCUAUCGAUUGCCAAACCCGGUAGAUUCCAAGCCGGAUUCCUUUCCAGAGGCAAGCGACUGUCGGCUGAAGGUAGCGGGCUGCCCGUCUCAUCGUCUCCUCCGUCUUUAAGCAUGCAUUUGCGCUCUUCAAGCUCUCCCGCAAGCUCUCCUGACGUAGAGAGAACACCCCCUCUGAGAUCUCUCGAAGUCCCCAAGCAAGAGAACGGGUCGCCGCUAUCCUAUAGUAAGGUGCCACGACUCGGUCCUCAAUACCACCCCUUGCGAGCGGUCAUGGACGAGAAUAACCCCCCAAACGCUUCUGGCUCCGACUCAGAAUCGGGCACGAUUGAUAUGCGCAAACUUCGCAGCGCCAUUGCUUUAAAGAAGCCUCGAAGGACCGCCCUUAUGGCCCCAACUUCGGUCCCUGCCGCCAGGCGGGUAUCGAUUGGCUCUGCUUCCGGCGACAAGCCAGCGCCGCGACCUGUCAUACCAGUGUUGUCCAGUGCUACAAACGGCAUCUCGCGCCAUCGAAGAGGGAGCCUGGAGCUCCGAAAGAGCCCGCCGCUGAUGUACGCACCAUCAGAGGUAAUAUCAGAGAACCUCACUGCGGGCCAAGCAAGACGGAUGAACAUGGGGGGCAACAUGCGACUUGAAAACCUGGGCGCGGCCCAGCGUGAUAAGCCCGGCCUGGAAGCGCCUCGCCGCGUUACAUAUAGUGUUGGAGCGAACGCUGCCGCCGGCACUGGAGGUGUAUCUUCACACCGAAGGCUCGAUAGCCGAGGAGGUAUGCCGGUUAGGUAA
Molecule: messenger RNA, 4161 nt
Organism: Trichoderma gamsii
Lineage: Eukaryota; Fungi; Ascomycota; Sordariomycetes; Hypocreales; Hypocreaceae
Product: kinesin family member 18/19
Exons: 7
Coding region: 1-4161 (1386 amino acids)
Biological process (GO): microtubule-based movement
Molecular function (GO): microtubule motor activity; DNA binding; ATP binding
Source: RefSeq, a predicted model, not a curated record